GGCACUCUUUGGAUAAGAGAUAUGCAAAAGUAUUGGCUCCUGUUAUUGGGGCUCUAUGUAAUGAUAAGAAGCUCUUGUUGAUUGACAAGUUGUUCAGCAGGGACUUUUGAAGAGUACGGGUUCUGAUUCCAGUGCCAUGCUUCAUGUAAGAAAUGAGAUAGCUUUGGAGCUUGAAUUGAGUGAAAUGAAGGCUAUGUUGAUACAGGCGGGUUGUUGUGAGAGUACCAAGAAUGUGAGUAUGGACAGUUCUUCUCAACUACUUUGAAGAAAUGAGCUGAAUGUCAGGAUAGUUGUCAUACUUUUUGAUCAUACCAGAGCCAUUGAUUUGGAUGCUCUUCUGAUAAGAUAUUGAAUUUGAGUGAUCUGACUUGAGUAGAUCAGUGCGAUCCUGAGUCCCAAAUUAUGAUUAAUGAUACUCAGCUACAAUCUAUGCCAGUUUGAAGGGACUUCAAGUACUAUAUAGAUGCAAAUAGUCAGAGCCCUGUUGAGUUUGGAACUGAACAGCACCCUUACAAGGAUAUUCAGUCUGCUUUCGUUGAGAUCAUGAACUUUCACAGUCAUUCAGAGAGAACUGUAAUUGUGUAUGUUUUUGAAGAAACCACAGUGUUUAUACAAAGUCCAACUUAUUUUGUGAACAUGACUCAUGUCCAAAUAGAAUCAUACAAUGAUGGUUCUCAUAUUACAAGACUUGCAAGAAUAGUGGGAGUUAUUGAUAAGUCCAAGGUUAUUGCUCCAGCAAUGACAACUAAAUUUAUCAUAUUAGGUAAGGAUUACAAAUAAAUUAUAGCUCAUCAAACAUUGAAGCAGGAUGAAAUUGUAUUUGAUAACUCUGGGUUUGAUAGUGAAGACAAGGCUAAGCUACUUCUUAAUAAUGCUGUAUUUAAGCCAUUCCAUGCUGGAGUUCUUAUCAAGAACUUUAGAGUGGUCACACAAUAUGAUGAUCCAGGAACUUCACAUGCGAUAUUUGAGCCAUACAGAGUUGAUGCUAGAGUGGUAGGGUUGAUAGAUUGAGACCUGAGGACUCAAGGAACUAUCCUAAAUGCGAUUACAACAGUAUUUAACUGGCACAUGGAAAACAUCAUAUUUGAGACCCAAUACUUGCACAGACUAAGCUUGACAAGACUAGGAUGAGGAGAAGAUGGCACAGAUAUGGGAACCAGAAUUUAUUUUAAGAAUGUUACAUCUAUCAACUCUGGGGGGAAAGAUAUCUCUCUCCAUAAUCAGCAAUCAUUUACUAGGAACUAUUUUGCUAACACUGUUCAUUUUGAAGACUGAAGCUUUGACACUUAUUUGGGAUUUGAGAUUGAAAUUAUUCAAUUCAUCUUCUAUGACAAUCAUGUGGAUUGCAUCGAAUUAAAUCAAAAACCAUGGAAUAUCACAAAUUUCCGUGUUACAACCUCAAGGAAUGAUCCUGGAAAAGACAGCCAAUUCAUCCAGACUAAUGAUGUUGCUUUUGGUAGACUUCCAGACCCAACAAGGACUUUGACAGUUUAUAUAAAUAAUUUUGUGGCAGAGAAUGAUUAUAACAACAAAUUUGGCCAAUUGAUUGGUCUGAAUUCACCCAACACAGUUUUCAUUGUGAAUGGAUUAAGUUUUUUCAAUUCUUCAGGGUGGCUGAUCAACGUCAUGGCUUCGAUAAAUGUUACCUUCAAUAAUGUUCUUUUAGAGAAUGUUGAGGUGGACACACCAAAUCUAUCGUAUAUACUUGCAGAGAAUAAAGUUGUUUUCAAUGGAGUUGUUUUUAAAAACGUUUCAGACACUAAAGUCUAUUCUGAUCCUCUCUUUGAGCAUUUAAUCACUGGUGAUUCUGAAGUUGCCUUUAUCAACCUAGAGUUGAUAGAUUCCACAAUUCUUGAUAGAAGAGCUAUAUUUUAUGCAUCUGCUUCUUCUCAGAGUACUUUCCUGGCUGAAAACAUUAAGACUCAAGACCUUGUUCUGUAUGGAGAUGUAGCUUUGAUUGGAUAUGGGAUCUUCAAAGAAAUUAACUUCACUAAUAUUCAUGCACUUAGGACUUACUCUCAUGACGGAGGAACCAACUUUUUGAUUAAUUGUGAUUACAAUUCUGAAGGACUUGCUCCAGAUAACGUCCAGAUAUUCAAAGAUAUUGUGGUCGAACAGUCUUCAGUGCCUGUGAUGUCGGUGACUAAACCUGAUGCUUUUGUGAAUGUCACUCAGUCAUUAUCCAUAUCUAAUGUGACUUACAAAGACUCUUCAUUAACUUAUAAAAUUGAUCUGAUAAGGAUAUACAAAAUGGCAACAGUGGGAACUUAUUUAAUAGACAUCAGUGAAAUUACUUUCACAAAUUUGGUAUUUACAUUUGGGUCGAGACUAAUGUAUUUGCAGCAACAACUGGAGUCUCAAGUCCUGGUUACCAACCUGACUGUCACUGAUAUUGUACAUGCUGGAAUAACUGUGCAGGCUUUCAAAUCCAAUGAGUUUUACAAUAAAACACAUGUGAAGUUUGUAAACAUGAAAGGUUUCAACGUUGAUGGACGCACAAGGUCUCUUAUAAAUAUCUAUGCAGGUGCAGACAUUGAGAUUUUGGAUUCAGAGUUUUCAUUCAUCGGAAACUAUGAGAAGGGGUCUGUUCUUUCAGCAGGAAAUGAGAGAGCUGUAGCAGUAUUAAGAAACUGUACAUUCUUUAAUAACACUUCUAUUGAAGGAGGAGUAUUUGAAACCCAAGCAGAAAGUAAUAUUAAAUGUUACAAUUGAACCUUCUACAAUAAUUUUGCAAUCACUGCUGGAGUUGUGAAAGUUAAUGGAGAUGGUGCAUUUGAGUUUUAUAACACUUCUAUAUAUAAUAAUAUUGCAAUGGAUGGUGCAAUUGCUGAGUUAUUUUCAUCCCAGCUUCAGAGCAUUGUUGACAGUUCUAACAUAACUGGGAAUUAUGGAGUAUCAAGGUCUGAAGUAGAGAAUAACAUAAUUCUACAGCCCCACAUUCUUCAGAGCUAUCGAGAUUACGUUGCAGAUAAUGACUACCUCCUUGAUAUCAACCCAUCUCAAGACAAUUUCAAAGCAAUAUUGGGAAUAUUACUCAUCUCAAACUCCCAUUUCACCGAACUGCCUGGUCUAUUGUCUUCGACAGGAUCAGAAGUAGUCAUAACCGAUUGAACCUUCAUCAAUAUCAACUUUGAAUCUCACUUGUUCAGAAGCAGUGAGUCAGAUAUGACAAUCACCAACAACACAUUGACUAAUAUAACCUGCACGGAAAAUGAAAUUUUCCAUUUCGGGAAUUCCUUCCUGCGGCUGGACGACCUGGUCUAUACCAAUUCCAACUGUCGGCUUAUCAGCUCUGGUCUGUCACAGCUCUAUUUAAGGAACAUGCACUGAUCAAACCUGACUCUGACCAGUUCGUUAAUGUAUAUACUCAAUUCCUUCGAGAUAGUAGAGAAUGAUGAAGGAAUUCUAGUCCCGACUUCAAUAAUAUCUUGCUCUUUUAAGGAUAUUAAUGUUGCAGAUACUGAGUUGAUCUCUGUGAGAAAUUCUAAUAUUUCUGACAUAAACCAUACCGAGUUCAUACAGAUUGUCAGCCAAGGGGGAGAAAGCCAAGUACUAAAAUUAGUGAAUUCAGAGAUAAACAAUUUUGACAAUAUUACUUUCAGAGAGAAUAAAAGAUGCUUAUUAGCCACAAAGUCCAUCCUCAGAAAUAUUGUGAACUCUCUAUUUGAAUCCUGUGGAGAGUCUGACACUCUCUUAGGAGGAGCUAUAAAGUUAUUCGGUAGUGAUUCUACGAUCACUCAUUCAAACUUUAGCUUCAAUCAGGCACAGAUUGGAGCGAGCAUUAGUAUUGAGUGAGACUUGGAUAAACCUUGCACUAAUAAAUUCAAAGAUCUUGUAAUAGAGCAUAAUGCUGCAUCUGAACAGGGUGGAGGGAUAUACUAUGAUUCUUUUAGGCCAGAAACUGAGAGAAUUCAAUAUUACAACAACAGUGCUCUAUAUGGCCCCGAUGUAGCAAGUUAUGCUGUAAAGAUUGUUCAGUCAAAUACUCAGAACAAUAAGGUGUACCUCGAUAAUGUCCCAAGCGGGCAACUAUAUUCUAAACACCUGAGUUUUGACCUUGUAGAUUACGAUGGACAGAUUAUGAAUCUUAUAGAUUCAGUAAACAUCAAAAUACUUGAAGACAAUUCAGAACUCUCUGUGAAAGGAUCAAACUUUGCUGUAAUAAAGAAUGGUACAGGAAUAUUUAGCAACCUCAUCUUUGUUGGUAAAACUGGGAUGAAGAACAACACUUUUAGGCUCACAUCAGUAAAACUAGACCAAAAGGUUGUAGACCAAGUGCUUGGUAACUCUGAUCAGCAGUAUACUAACUUGAUUGACGUCUCAUUCAGGUAUUGCAAGCCUGGAGAAAUAGAGACAGGCCAGAAACAAUGCGACCCUUGUGAGUUUAGGACUUAUACUUUUGAAUGGAACUCCACAAGAUGCCUACCUUGAAUGGAUGAUGCCACUUGAAUGGGAGGUACUUAUAUAGAUGUUGACGAAGGCUAUUGGAGGAAAACUACAAAUUCAUCACUUAUUGUUGAAUGACUCAAUAGGGAAGCCUGAUUAGGCGAUCAUUAUACAGGGGGAGGUGAAAGCCCUACUAAAUGUAAAACUGGAUACAAGGGUAUUCUGUGAUCUCAAUGAGAUAUUAUCGGUGGUACUAAAUAUCAACCAUUAUCAGACUUUCAGUGAAGCAAAUGUCCUCAUCCAGUUAUCAAUGGAUUAAGAAUGGCCUUUGUUUCAACAUUUGCGUUUUUAUUCUUAUUACUUUUGAUUUAUAUUAACUUGAGAAAGACUAAGGAGAGUCAAAUGUCUAUUCUCCUCCGUAUCUUGACUAAUUAUAUUCAUUUAAUAACGGUAUCACUAUCAUUUAAUGUGAGAAUCCCUACUAAUUUCACAACGAUGUUUUCGUUUAUGAACAGGGUUUCAUCUCCAAAUGAAACGUUUUUCUCCUUCGAUUGCUUUUUCAGUGGAGAAGAGAUAACAUUGUAUGCUCCUUCAAAUCGCUUGCUUAAGAAUUCUUUGUUCAUUUUUCUUCCUGUUCUUCUAGUAGGGGCUAUUGCUGGGCUAUUUGGCUGCAUUAAACUAGUUCAUCUUAUCAUUGUUUCAAUCAGAAUUCAUAUAUUUAACCAUGAAAUUGUCAGGACCAAUUUGUUUAAUUUUAGAAGAUCUCUUGUUGUAUCAAUGAUAUGCAUUGUCUUCUUGUUUCAUCCUGCUUUUACCGCGAAGUCAUUGUCGAUGUUCUUAUGCACCAGAAUUGAUGAAGACGACUCAAGAAUGACUCACCAUAUGGAGUAUACUUGUUAUUCAUGGAAUCACAUCAAAUGGGUCUUGGUGAUUUCAAUGCCCCUCCUAGUGAUCUGGGUAAUUGGUUGCCCUCUGAUUGUCUUAUGGAUUCUCAUAAAAAAUAGACGAAGCCUUGACAGCCCCAAAAUUAAAAGCUACUUUCUCAUCCUCUACCAAGGUUUCAGACCGGAAACCUUCUAUUGGGAAUUCGUAAACUCAUUCAAAAAGUUUGCUAUCCUGGGAUUAAUUUCGUUCCUCAACACCUCUCCACCUGCCUACAAGAUCAACGGGUCUGUAAUAUCUCUGCUAGUUUUCUACCGGUUCCAGUGAAACAUGAAGCCUUUCAAGUGUGACUCCUACAACAGACUAGACUUGAUCUCCCUGGCAGUAGCUAUAGUAACAAUAUUUUCAAGUGUAGUGUUCGUGCUAGGCUACAAGGGAAAUUUUGUCCUCCAUUCUGUAUUACUGCUGUUCGUGUUCUGAGCUAACUUGUACUUCUUAUUGUGAUGGCUGUACCUGGUCAUGUCCCUACUGGAGUGGAACAACGAGUGGUACCAGGGACUUAUGAAGGCAAUGAGAAUGGCUGGGAUCUGUAGCUGGGUUAAGCAAGAGAGUCAGCCCACUGAGAGCAAGUCAGGUGGGAUCAUUAAAAAGAGACUUUAUAAGACAAAGAGAAUUAAGAAAAAGAAAAUUAAAAAGUUGAUCAAUAAAAGGAAAAGGAGGCUUAUGCAGAGGCAGUAUAACCCACCAGUUGAUGAGAAAAGUGAAGGUCCGGAGAUUAAUGAUGAAGGAAUUAGCAAAGAAACUUUCGAUAAAUAUUUCCAAAUAAGUUCGUUCAGAAAUCAGAAUAAAGAGCCCAAAGUAGAUCUUCCAAGAAGGAAGGAAAGAGAGAACAAAAAGAUCAAGUUCAGAGAUCUUAAAAAUGAGCCUAAAAUGAAUAUCAUCGAUGGCCCAAAUACAAGUUCUAGGUUCUUAAACCCUGUAGUCUGGGAAGAAUAGGAAGACUCUGCUUGAUAAUUAUGCAUGUAAAGCUUUAAGAAUGU
Moneuplotes crassus is the source of this 6308-nucleotide messenger RNA. NCBI's taxonomy places the organism in Eukaryota, Ciliophora, Spirotrichea, Euplotida, Euplotidae. The record is from the annotation of a GenBank genome assembly.